UGUUUAAAUGCUCUUCCAGCUCACGAGAUCUCUGUGGCCCUAGCCUACCACUACUCGCGUCCCUCAUCACUUCUUCAAUUCGUAACUCUUUUUUUGGUUCGAUAUGAGUCAACUCGGUGUGGCGUUGCAGGAAUCGCUGCGGACUCAGAGGGAGGCCAGGAGUACCAUUCUUGGGUUGUUGAGGGAGCAAAUGGACGGUGUAGAUGGUGGGACCCGCAGGAGGCGAAGCUUGAAGGAGCGGUUCGGAUUCAUCGGCAUGGGAUGUUGUGGGGCCUCCUGGGGAUUCCGUUCUGACGCGUUAAGUGUCAACCAGGGAGAGCAAGAACAACAACAGGAAACGGAUCCCGGUCGAGUAGCGGCGCCAGAAUGUGUGGGCCCCGCGGGUUCGGGUUCGGGUAUGAAUCUUGCGGCGGCGCUGGCGGCGGAGAGGCAGCUCAGGGUGCCUCAGGAGGAGGGCGGUGGGGUGAGGGCGCCGUGGAGGGUGUCGCUGAUGAGGCUGCUGGAGGAGACGGAGGGAGGGGACGCUGCCACGGCGGAGAAGGAGAAAGAGAAAGAGGAGAAUGUUUUGGGGAAUGAUUCGGUGUGCUGCGUGUGCAUGGGGAGGAAGAAAGGUGCGGCGUUGAUCCCAUGUGGACACACUUUUUGCAGGGUGUGUUCCAGGGAACUGUGGCUUAAUCGAGGCUCUUGUCCCCUUUGCAAUCGCUCCAUCCUCGAGAUUCUCGACAUUUUCUAGAAACUAUUUUUCUUUUUAACUAAUACUACUACCCCUUAUUCUUGAUCCAAAACCAAUCACUUCUUCAUCCCUCGCCAUCUGUAAUAGUAUCAUCAUCAUGUAUUUCUUACCGCGCUAAAUGUUCUAUCUUUUUAAUCUCUCGUAUAUAUUCAGCUUAUAUUUCUAAUAAUGUAAUUACAGAUGACCAUAUAUUUUUAUCUGUCGAUUCUUAA
Messenger RNA from Glycine soja, 945 nucleotides. RefSeq lists its product as uncharacterized. NCBI's taxonomy places the organism in Eukaryota, Viridiplantae, Streptophyta, Magnoliopsida, Fabales, Fabaceae. The coding region runs from base 104 to 733 and encodes 209 amino acids. The record is from RefSeq and is a predicted model, not a curated record. The transcript has a single exon.